CAAAACAGGUUACUGACUAACUGACGUAUCUUAGGGACACCGCCAGUAAGGCCGCCUCCCAGGGCGCCAGUGCGGACUCUCUGGACAAUAAUGUCGGCGGACUCGUCAGAGAGUGACAGCAGUCCAAACCCGUCGAGAUGCAGAGCGUCUUCCGAAUCACCGAAGCGAUGGUCUCCUGACUGGUCACCAUCGUCUCCAGAUCACGUCCUGGUGGUAUCUCCCGCCAGCUGCAGCGACGAGGCUGUGGAAACCCUCACAGUUUCGGCAUCAUGCUCGGUCUCCUCGCCCAUCUCGACCGUCCCGAGCCCUGCUGAAGAGACGCUAGGAUGGGAGGAUGGUGGAGCGACAACCGAAGAGACAGAGGAAGAGAGCACGCCGGCACGACUGCAAGUGCUUGAGGAGGUGCAGAAUAAGCCAACCAGGCCUGCUCAACCGGUCGAGAGGAGUGUGUCUCCGGCUGAACAGGCAAAUGCACUGCCAAAGAAGGAGGAUAUUAGGCCGAUUCCAGCUGCGCCCCCGGCCGUACUUGUUUGAGAAGAAAGCACGACGCAAGAGGAUGGGGUUGGUGUCUUGGGAGUUUGGGAGUGGGGUUUAGGACCACAUACCUUAAGCCAGUAUCGAUAGAUUGGUUUCUUAGAGUGACUUCGGCGCCAGCUGGACUUUGAAGCACACACAUACAUAGUCUCAGAGGGAUUCGCCUCCGAAGGCCGCAAGGCGCAGGGGCUCAACAUGGAAAGGAAGAAGUCCUACA
Messenger RNA from Thermothielavioides terrestris NRRL 8126, 751 nucleotides. RefSeq lists its product as uncharacterized. Bases 91 to 534 code for a protein of 147 amino acids. Lineage: Eukaryota; Fungi; Ascomycota; Sordariomycetes; Sordariales; Chaetomiaceae. The record is from RefSeq and is a predicted model, not a curated record. The transcript has 2 exons.